AUGUCGGACGAUUUGAGCGCGUUUUUCGCAAAGAAAAAGGACAAGAAGAAGAAGAAUGUGGUGAAGAUGGAGGAUGUUGGACACAUACUGGAACUGAAAGUCAAAAGACAGGAAGAAAGCGAUCAGCUUCAAGCAGAUGCGGACGCUCGUGCCGUCGAAGAAGGCGAAUAUCAAGUUCGCACUCGCGGUAAUAACAAUACCGGUGGUAAUCAAAGUUCUGAAGAAAGUGAAUGGAUCGACUAUACUGAUACCAAUCAGGGAAGAUUGGAAGGCCUCAAAAUCAAAGAUAUGGGUGCCGAUAGCGGCGACGUAGCCGAGGAAGAGCAAAUUGAUGAUGAAGACCAAAAAGCGCAUACGGAAUCUGUGAGAACAUGGGGACAGAUUGAGAAGAAAGAAGAAGAAGAAGAUCAUCAAAACGAUGAUCACUUUGCAAAUUUGAAGCAAAAGACUGCUUACGUAAUUCCUUCUCAGAGGCACUCAGGUAUGCGCGGAGGCGGUCAGAAAGUGGACAUUUCAAACAAUGAGAUGUUCCCAUCACUUGCUGAUGCUAGCAAGAUUGAAAAGGACAAGAAAGAAGAUGCAAAAUCUGGAGGAUGGUGGGAAUUGGUUUAUUCCGUGGAAUAUGUCAUUACA
Messenger RNA from Strongylus vulgaris, 633 nucleotides. The record is from the annotation of a GenBank genome assembly. NCBI's taxonomy places the organism in Eukaryota, Metazoa, Nematoda, Chromadorea, Rhabditida, Strongylidae.